AUGGGUUCCACGGACGACCAGGUCAGCUACUAUCUAUACAAACCGAGCCAUGUGCUACCCGCAGUCUUCGCUGUAUUAGUGGGAAUUUCCAUGCUUCUGCAUAUAUUCCAGAACUUUUACUAUAGAUUCUGGCGAAUAACCUUCUUCGUCUCAUGGGGAGGAGCCCUCUUCACAACCGGCUGGAUCCUACGCUGUAUAUCCAGCCAUCACCCCGGAAAUAUGAACCUCUAUAUCGCGCAAUCCGUCUUCAUCUACCUCGCCCCACCAGUCUAUUCUGCGGCCGCAUACAACCUAGUCGGACGAUUAAUGAACUACGCCCCCAUGCACGCCGUCCUGAAUCCCAAUCGAGUCCUGAUAUUCUUCGUCUAUGUCGGCGCGGCAGUCGAGAGCAUCACAGUCGCAGGUGCAGCGAGAACCGCCGCCGCAGGCUCGGAUCUCAACCAGUAUAAAUCGGGCGGGAUCCUCAUUGCCGCUGGUCUGGUUCUUCAGUCUGUGGUAGAAUGUCUGGUCGUUACGAUCGUUGUUACAUUUCAUCGUCGUGUAUCUCGCGCUGGUGCGACUCCACGAAAUGUGAAAACAGUCUGCUACACUCUGUACGGCACCUCGACUUUUGUCCUCCUGCGCUGUGUCUUCCGUGCUGUGGAAGCAUUCGAGACAAUUGGAAAAGUCGGCUGUAGUGAGAAUUGUGGACCGGUCUUGAGUAAUGAGUGGUAUCUGUACGCCUUUGAGCUGGGUCCCAUGAUGAUUUUUACUUAUUGGCUGAAUCUCUUGCAUCCUGGUCGGUUUUUGCCAAGGGAGAAGAAGAGGUUUUUGGAUAUGGAUAGAUCCACGGAGCGUUCCGGACCUGGUUGGAUGGACCGUCGGUCGAUGUGGGAGACUGUGAUUGAUCCGUUCGACUUGGCUGGUAUGAGGAAAGGGCAACCUUCACAUGAUGAAUAUUGGUUGAGACCAGAGGAGUGGCCUGUUUGUGAGAAUGGCAGUUUUGCGGAUGGGACCGCGUCGAACAAGAAUUCGGGCACCAAGAGUUCGAAACGGAAGGCGGGUGAAGUCUGA
Penicillium malachiteum is the source of this 1053-nucleotide messenger RNA. RefSeq lists its product as uncharacterized. Bases 1 to 1053 code for a protein of 350 amino acids. Gene Ontology annotation, cellular component: membrane. The transcript is spliced from 2 exons. NCBI's taxonomy places the organism in Eukaryota, Fungi, Ascomycota, Eurotiomycetes, Eurotiales, Aspergillaceae. The record is from RefSeq and is a predicted model, not a curated record.